AUGAGAUUUACAAAACUUUUCAUAAUUGCAUCCGCAAUUUACAUCCUUGAUGCAUCGUUAAGCACCAAAUUCGCACUUAAAUUUCAAACUGUUGAUCUUAACUUAGCAAAAAGCAUUUGUAAAAUCACAAAUGAUGUCAUAAGUAAAUCAACAGACACUCAAGACAUCCUCUUUUUAAAUUCAAAAGCAAUAAAAGAGUCAACGACAGUCAAUAAGGUUUUGACAUGCAUUUAUGAUGAAACGGCCGUUGUAGUUACGGAAUUCAGGAAGAAAACUUUAAUAAAAGGUUUGAGGAAAGCAGCAGUCAUAAUUAUGGCUUUUGAUAGCAUAGAUGGGAUCUCAAUUGCAAAAUUCAUCGUUGAACAACGAAACUCGACAGUUUUUCAUCACAUGGCCAAAGUCAUCUUCAUUGCACCUAAUUCAUCGACUCAAAUCCAAAGACUACAAGCUCUUGAAUACUUUUUAGGACUUGGAUUUUUAAAUGUUGCAAUUGCACACGAAGCUUCAUCCGUUGAUGUUUAUUAUGAAAUUGUACAAUCUCUUUCUAGGCACGUUAGAACGCUGGUUAACCCAUUAGCUGUUUUUCCAGACAAACUUAGAAAUGCGGAAGGUUUUCGUUACAAGUUACCAAUCUAUUAUCAACCAGGAGUUUUGACUAUUAAUAAAAACAACAAAAUUUCAUCUCCGAUGCUUUAUUUCUUGCAAGCUAUUAAAGAUGUACAAAAUGCUGAAUUUGACAUUACAUUUCUUCUUAAUGUGUCUCAUUUUGACAAAUUUUGGAAAAACUGA
This is a messenger RNA of Chironomus riparius, 789 nucleotides long. The record is from the annotation of a GenBank genome assembly. NCBI's taxonomy places the organism in Eukaryota, Metazoa, Arthropoda, Insecta, Diptera, Chironomidae.